UCGUGUUUUUUUACGACUUCGUUCGUUGUGUACGUUUUCAGACGAUUCAAUUGAUGUAGCGUAUUCAACGAUAUGGAGUGAGAAUAUGAAAAAAGUCGUGCAAUUUUUGUAUUUUUGGUGAUAUAUGUGACGUGUUCUAAUUUAUUUUUAAAUGCGCAGUAUGGCGUGGGAAUAUUUUGCACGUAAGUGCUCAUGUACGUGAGCUGAACUUCGCGGUGAAUACCCGAGACUAAAGUUGCAUGCAAUUUGUUAAGGGGAAUAACCAUGUUCGGAAAGCAAUCAAAAUAUGAAAUGGCCAUAAAAAUACGUGGAUCAUCAUUAUUAUUAUUGCUGUUAUUAUGGUGGUGAUGUUGGGAUCGUCUUUCAAGGAGACAUGCAGCAUUCAGCAAUUGCUGCCAAAGAAGAAAGUAUGACUACUCUUCAUAGAGGACAGGUACUCCGACAAUAUUGUAACAAACGAACACGAACAAAGGAAACUGAAAUAUGCACUUCUCCGAAAGGCAUGGACAAGGAGAAGGAUCUGUCCUCAGUAUUCACAUCACCUGUUCAAGUCAAAGAUUCUCAUCCAACGGUAACAUCUGAACUGAAGCCCUUAUCAGAUUCCAAGCUAUCAACAUCCCAGCCACAAGUGAUUGUACGUAAGUUCACUCUCCCACCUUCCAGCAGUUCAUAUUCUCUGCCCAUCAAACCAAAGAAGAACACUGAUUUUGGGAAGCCUAAACAGCGCUGGAAACAGUUAUGUAACUUGCAGCAUGAAAUGACUACAACACUUGGAAUAUCAAGAGUACAAAUGCUGAGCCCUUCUGCACCCCUGACCCAAGAAUAUUGUCCUGGUACACUUCAGAGUUAUGCUGCUGGUACUCUGGAUAUUAUGGAUAGCACUCUACAGAAACUGCUAACUAGUAAGGAGGUUGAUGUGGAUUCUUCCAUCCAAAGCAAAGAGGAGAAUUGUGUUCCCUGUGUAUCUUCCCCUGUUGCAUCAUCAGAUGACACAGUAGAUUCAGCAGCUGAUUAUGUUGAUGUAAAUGAAAUACUAGACACAGCAGAAGAAGUACCAGAAAUAGCUGCUGUGGCAGAAGUUUCAAGUACAGGAGGAACUGUAAGUUUUGGACCAUUUGAUACAACAUACAGUAACAUUGGGAUUGUUGGAGGGAAGUUGGCGAUAUUCCAGCCACUUCCUGGAACCAAACACAUCUUCCAGGAAGAAGGUGGCAAUCCUAAAGUGAAUACGAUAGUUUUGAAGAGUCCUCAGGGUGCAGCUGUAGAAGCUCUGAGAGGAAAAAAAGUCAUAAAGCCAUUUAUGAGCCAGAUGGAAGAAGCGAGAAGCUUAUUAAGAAUGAAGCUUAUGCAGGGAAAUGUAAAAACUUGCUCUGAAUUUGCCACUAAGGAGCAUGGUGUUGGGCAUAAACACUUGAAACAUCCCUUUGAACCUGUCAUGAAAGAGCAAAAUGUUGUGUCAGGAAAUAGGAAACAUAACUCUCCUUCUGUCAUCAAGGAGCAAAAUGUUAUAUGGGCAAAUCAGAAACAUAAGCCUGAACCCAGUACAAAGCAGCAAAGUGUCAUUCAGGGAGAUGUGAAACAUGCCUCUGAACUUUAUAAAAAUGAGCGAAACAUAAAGUGUGGAAACUUGAAGAACGACACUCAACCUGGAAGUAAAAAUGAGCAAAAUGUAAAGCAUGGAAACUCAAGGAAUGACACUGAUCCUGCAAGUACAGAGCAGAAUAUUACUGAUGAAAACUUGAAGCAUGAUGACGAACCAAGCAGUAAGGAUCAGAAUGUUUCACAUCGAAAUUUGAAGAAUGUAUCAGAACCCACCAGUAAAGAGCAAAACGUUGCAGUUCAUUCAGUACCUCAGGAGGCACAGUGCUUGAAAGUGGCACAUGACUGCUUGCAAGAUGUUCUUACUAAAUCACCACAGACAGCAGCUCUUGUUGCUGCAAGGCAGUCCUCUGUACAGAGCAAGAACAGUCAGUCCAUUAAACCUUCUCAUAACCCAACAGAAGAUGCAAGUGCAGAGUGGAAACAGAUGGAGCAACUGUAUCUUGAGAUUAUGAAGAUGAAGAGAAGAUGGAACAUUGCAAUGAAGGUAGAACGUGAUGUGCUACGUGCUAAGGACAUUAAAUUGGUUCAAGAAGUACUGCUUCCUGCACGCAAGGUGCUCUUGUCUGAGGUGGGUACACAAACCAACCUGUUUUCCCUGGUUGAGUCUGGACGUAUGGUUGAGAUGAAGAUUAGCACUGACAAGAAUGAGGAUCUAGGAGAAAUGGUUAGUUCAGGAACAAAAUGUGUGGCAGAAGAAAACAUUGCUGUAAUGCAGAAGCCAUGUGGAUAUGUAUUGAAUUCAGGCACCCCUCCUGCAAUCAUAGUAUCAGGCUGUGGUAAGAAACUUAUGGCAAGGACAGGCGGAAUUGAUGAGAAGGUGUUUGAGAAGAAUGUUUCACUCAGUGGUGGUAUGACAACUGCCUCAGAUGAGCCAGAUAAAAAGAAAGUUAGGUUGGAUGUGACACUGAAGUCCCAGAAUGAUCCAGGUGGUUCUGUAACUUCUGACAUGCAGGCUACACAGUCUUCUUCCGGUACAGUAUCUUUUGACUCUGGUAAUAAUGCAACAAAUAUGGAAAUUCAGGAUCCUUCACAGCGCAGUAAAAGUGAUGUUAUUCUUUUAAAUUCAUCUAUCAGAACUUCAGAAGCAGAAAUAUUACAUAAUUUGAAUGUGCUUAGAAACACAAAUAUUGCUGUAAGUGGACUCCCAGGAGUAACAAAUAAUCCGGCUUCAAGUAAACCAGUAAAAUGUGGAACAAAUAUCAGCAGUGAAAAGAACAGAAAAUCAAUAUAUGACAUUAUUGUUGAACAUAAUAUAGCUGCACAGGUGAGAAAGUCGCCCCCAAAGCAAAAGACAAUGAUGGAAGGAAUUGGUGGUAAUGAGAAUAAAAGUGCCGCUAUGGUAUACUUCCCUGACUCAGAUUUAUUAAACAAACCCAGAAAUACAAAGAGCAGUGAAGUAGCAGCAAAGAUAAGUGAUGCACUUGUGCGUCAAGCUUUUGAAGACUGGGCACGAUGUGGCAUUCCAGAUGAGAGUGGAAACAUCCCUCUGCAUAGAGCUGUGAUAAACGAGAAUAUAACUCUUGUAAAACGACAGUGUGUGGUACUCUGUGCUCGCAAGUCAAAACUGGAUGUAUACAACCUUGAUAAGGAGACCCCACUCCAUCUUGCUGUCCUGAAUGGUAAUGCGGAGAUUGUCCGGAUGUUGAUAUCUUUUGGUGCGCAGUCAUCUGUAAAGGACCGUAAUGGCAACACAGCACUACAUUUAGCAGUGUUGCAUGGGAAUUUAGACUGUGUAAAAGCAAUUCUAAAUACCAACAGUACAAAGUCUUUGCCCCUUGAUGACAUCAAUGAUGAAGGAUAUAGUCCAGUGCACUUAUGUGCUUUGAAUGGCAAGGUGGAGGAAAUGAAGUGUCUUAUCAUAAAAGGAGCACAAGUGAACUUGAAGGAUGCCAAGAGUGGGCGAACUCCUUUGUUCCAUGCAGUGGAAGCUAACAACUGUGACUUGGUGCAGUUCUUACUGGCAAAUGAUGCAAACCCAAAUGCAGCUAAUUUUUCUGGCCACACACCAUUAUCUGCAGCAGGUGAAAUCUCUUUCACCUCUGGGAACACAACAGGGGAGUAUUCAAUUUCAGAUGGAAUUAACUUCAGUUCAAAAUUGGUCCCUCUUAGCCGUGGAUCAAGUGUGACCCAGACGUUGGAUGAGGGAAGCAGCAUAGUGUUCGGGGGAGAGUUGUUGGAGGAUGUAUGUGUGGAUGAGGUACAUGAAAAUGACUGUAGUAGUGCUACUAUGAAUGGCAGUAGUAACAGCAGCAGCAACAUCCCAUGGUUCCUGAAUGAGUAACACUGCACUAAGACUGUCUUGAAACUCAAAGGAGCUCAUUUGUAAUGUUCCUGCUUUAUUUAUACAUAAUGCAAUCAGAACCCACAUAGGUUAAUUAUAUAUGCCUGCAGGUCUGUCAGUGUUGAAAUUACAGAAGUAUGGAUGUAUGUAUUUCAUUGUGAGUACACUGUGUUGUAUAUAUUUGCCAGUCUCAUAAAAAUUGAGGGAGUAAUGUAUGUGUUUGGUCCUGUUUGUUUUGUGAAUCACUUGAAUAAUAAUUAUUAAUAACUUAAUUUUAAAAUAUAUUAUGAAUAAAAUGUUUAAACUGUGUUUUUUGAAUAAGCUACGGUAAGCAGAACAUAACUAGGAUUUCAAAAAUGUAACCAACAAUGUAAAAUGCCUUUCUUUGAUGUACCUGGUUUUCCUGUUACUGACAAUGUGUUUGUCCAGAAACAGUCACCACAGAAUGUGAAGAUUAAUGUAGGUAUAAAUAUGUAUUGAGGUCAUGCCUAAAGUGGAGAGCUGUUAUUCUGUAUUUGACAGAUAUGGAAUAUAACUUGUGCUUAACAUAUUUGAACAUAUCCAUGGCACAUCAAAGUGAUGGAAUCCCGGUGUAGUAGUAUGCCAGUUGAAUUAGAUGGGAUGCUGAAUAAAGAAUUGUUACCAGAAAUAGUCCACAUUUUAUAGAAAAUAUUAUGUGAAAUAAGAAUAUUUAUUUCUUGGUAUUAGAUUUGUGCUACCCCUUGCUGUCUUUUGCUAGAUGUAGGGAUGGAUUAUAAAUAAGAUUACAAGUUAAAGGCUGAGGUGCAAACUGAAGAUGGAAGAGUUUCCAGGCAAUGAAAGCUAAUCUAUUAGCAAAUCAAAAUGGAAA
Cryptotermes secundus is the source of this 4733-nucleotide messenger RNA. RefSeq lists its product as uncharacterized. Lineage: Eukaryota; Metazoa; Arthropoda; Insecta; Blattodea; Kalotermitidae. Bases 374 to 3883 code for a protein of 1169 amino acids. Gene Ontology annotation, molecular function: protein binding. The transcript is spliced from 7 exons. The record is from RefSeq and is a predicted model, not a curated record.